CGAGGAGAAGGCUCCACAGAGCGGGUCCAGGAGCAGUCAUCUACCAGACUGCAGCCAGAGUCAGCCUCUCAUUUUUCUUUCUGCACUAAUCAUUUCUGCGACUGCUUGCACUGACAUGGAGGAUAAAGUCACAGACUUCUCAGGAAAAUGGAAAAUGAAGUCUUCGGAACAUUUUGAGGAUCUUUUGAGAGCACUGGGUGUGAAUGUCUUCCUGAGGAAGAUUGCAGUGGCAGCGGCCUCCAGCCCAGCGGUGGAAAUCUCCCAGCAGGGAGAGAGCCUGACCAUUCAGACGUCCACGAGUGUACGCACCACCAACGUGUCCUUCACUGUGGGUCAGUCCUUUAACGAGACCACAGUGGAUGGACGUCCUUGCACGAGUGUUCCAAAGUGGGAAACAGACAGGAAGAUCAGCUGUGAACAGACUUUACAGAAAGGCGAUGGGCCCAAGACGUCGUGGACCAGAGAGCUGACCAAUGACGGAGAACUCAUACUGACAAUGAGCGCCGGAGACGUUGUCUGCACCAGAGUUUACGAGAGGGAAUGAGGACGUUCUCAAAAAGUGUCAUACAAUGCUUCUGUUUGUGUCUCGUGCAUGGUUUGCGUUUACUCGCCAUAGUUGUCCUCUUGUCGUCCUCCCCUAAAGCAGUUGUUGGUCAUACUGUGUUGAAAUGACUUCAGUUUACAUGAAUGUAUGUUGGUAAAAUCGUCUUUUUUAACAGCAAAGCUGAA
Solea senegalensis (Senegalese sole) is the source of this 729-nucleotide messenger RNA. RefSeq names its product cellular retinoic acid binding protein 2, b (gene crabp2b). Gene Ontology annotation, molecular function: fatty acid binding. Gene Ontology annotation, biological process: fatty acid transport. NCBI's taxonomy places the organism in Eukaryota, Metazoa, Chordata, Actinopteri, Pleuronectiformes, Soleidae. Gene Ontology annotation, cellular component: cytosol; nucleus. The transcript has 4 exons. The record is from RefSeq and is a predicted model, not a curated record. The coding region runs from base 116 to 544 and encodes 142 amino acids.